AUGACUUCGCCCCUCAGUAUCUYACAGAACUUCUCCACAUUAACACUCAUUCCACUCUCAGGUCCUCCUCCAUCCAGCUCGCUCAACCCAUCUGACCACUCUGAAGACGGACCCCCCCACUGUGGCGCCAGCCUCCCUGUCAUUUUCGGCAUCAUCUGCUUGACGGGCCUCACUGGGAACUGCAUCGUCAUGUACACCAUCCUGAAGAAGACCAAAUGCCGCGCCAAACAAACCGUUCCGGACAUCUUCAUCUUAAACUUAUCGAUAGUCGAUCUGUUGUUCCUUCUUGGGAUGCCGUUCCUCAUCCAUCAGCUGCUCGGCAACGGUACGUGGCACUUUGGGGCUGCCAUGUGCACGGUCAUCACUGCGCUCGACUCCAACAGUCAGAUCGUCAGCACUUACAUCCUGACGGCGAUGACCCUCGACCGGUACUUGGCMACGGUCCAUCCCAUUCGCUUCAACCACGUGCGCACGCCGUGUGUGGCGGUGUUGGUCAUCGGGCUGGUGUGGGUUCUGUCCCUGCUCACCAUCAUCCCCGUGUGGAUGUACGCAGACCUGAUGCCCCUCGCAGACGGACUGGUYGCCUGCGCCCUCCUUCUGCCAGACCUCGCCAGUGACAUUUACUGGUUCACGCUUUACCAGUUUUUCCUGGCCUUUGCCAUCCCCCUGGCCAUCAUCUGCGUGGUGUUCUUCAAGAUCCUCCAACACAUGUCCACCAGCGUGGCCCCUCUGCCCCCGCGGAGUCUGCGGGUGCGCACCAGGAAAGUGACCCGGAUGGCCGUGGCCAUCUGCCUGGCGUUUUUCAUCUGCUGGGCUCCUUAUUACGUCCUCCAGCUCGUCCACCUCGGGGUCCAAAGCCCGAGCCUGGCUUUCUCCUACGCUUACAACAUCGCCAUCAGCAUGGGCUACGCCAACAGCUGCAUCAACCCGUUCCUCUACAUCGUCCUCAGCGAGACCUUCAAGAGACAGUUUAUCAAGGCCGUGCACCCGCUGAACAGGAAGUUCCGCGUGAACCCGAGCACCACAGAUGGRGGCAGCGUGGGCAUGAGGCUGAUGCCUGAAGGAGCUCAGCAGGAUCCAGGACUGAGGGACAUGCUGCCGUCCAGCGAGGCCCCACAAUGAGUUAAUGAGCUACAAUAAAAUAAUUAUCCCCAGUCUAUGAGGUGCCAUUUGUUAAGUUACACAGUCAAAAAUUGCCACCUAAAUUUUUGUUUUAUUUUGCCUUUCA
Austrofundulus limnaeus is the source of this 1228-nucleotide messenger RNA. RefSeq names its product melanin-concentrating hormone receptor 1a (gene mchr1a). Bases 1 to 1122 code for a protein of 373 amino acids. The transcript has 2 exons. Gene Ontology annotation, molecular function: melanin-concentrating hormone receptor activity; neuropeptide binding. The record is from RefSeq and is a predicted model, not a curated record. Gene Ontology annotation, cellular component: plasma membrane; neuron projection. Lineage: Eukaryota; Metazoa; Chordata; Actinopteri; Cyprinodontiformes; Rivulidae. Gene Ontology annotation, biological process: neuropeptide signaling pathway.